Molecule: messenger RNA, 651 nt
Organism: Arachis ipaensis
Lineage: Eukaryota; Viridiplantae; Streptophyta; Magnoliopsida; Fabales; Fabaceae
Source: RefSeq, a predicted model, not a curated record
AUGGUUUUCAUGGUUGAUAAUAAUAUUAGAUUGCGGGUUAAAAAUCUCGGCACCGCAUUCCGAACUCUCUUCUCUGCCCUCCCUCUCUUCCAUGACCGACACGCUGCCGGGUCAGAUCCGAAUCCGGAUCAGAAUUCACGGAUUUGGCCGCUUGUUGAAGAUGCUGCUAUCCUUCUUCGCUGCUGCAUGGUUUCUCUGACACUCCUUCACUCCGACCAGAAGUUCCUCGUCGACAAGACGCGUUUUCUCCACCGUGCACUCCACGCCUUCGUCUCCGUCCACGUCGCCAAUUGCCGCCUGCGCUUCCGGAACUUCGUCUCAGGUGCUGACGUGGAACUAUCCGAUUCUUGCCGUCUGUUUCUGUGUGCGCUGCUAGAGGUUUUUGCAGAUGAGCUUCUAAGACAUCAAACUUUAAGAAGCUAUCUCAUGCUUGUCGAUUCAGUAUCUUCCAUGGGUGAAAAGCUUUUUGUGCACAAUUCCAUGCAUCAUGAUUUUGCAAGUGUUCUGUUGGUGAUAGCUGUCCAUUUUAAUCUGUCAGUUUCUAAUGAGAAUGCUUUUGAGAAUUUUGUCAGUAGAUUAUUUUUGCAUUGUGACAAGGAUUCUCGAUUUCCUGGACUUAGCCCUGCACCUGCCAUAUCAUUGCUUUGCUGA